Messenger RNA from Amorphotheca resinae ATCC 22711, 2630 nucleotides. RefSeq lists its product as hypothetical. The coding region runs from base 151 to 2487 and encodes 778 amino acids. The record is from RefSeq and is a predicted model, not a curated record. Lineage: Eukaryota; Fungi; Ascomycota; Leotiomycetes; Helotiales; Amorphothecaceae. The transcript is spliced from 2 exons.
CUCCUCUGCACUACUCUGCACUGCUUCGCCGCGUCCGCCAGAUCCAUCAAAAAUACAUCUCUUCACGGUAUCAUGCUCUUGCAUGCCAAUCGCAACGCCAGUAGCACAAGACAACAAUACAAUCUUUGUGGAGCGUUCUGAUCCUCCACAAUGUCCCAGGACAACGAGGCCGAGAAGGAUGUUGCGACGGUGACCCCGCCCAAGUACUCCCGGUACAGAAGCGUGAGGCGGGCUGCGAAGGAGUCUCCUCCUGUACUUCAAUCUUCACCGGAACCUGCAACUGCACCGGUGGUGCCGGAGAACAAUGAUCACAUUGCUAAGAGGAGCAUGUCACGGUAUCGACAUCCCAAGACCGGUCCCAGACACGAUCAACUCGCAAGCCCACCAGCACAUACGAGUCCCCCGGUUGCCGCCGCAAGUCCGCCUCCGUACCAGUCGAACAAUCCGUACAAUCCGUACCAUCCGAUCAACCCGAACAACAAUCCCUACAGGUCGAAUAAUCCGUACAACCCGUUCAGCCAACCUGUCAGAAGAGCCACGGAGCCUGUGCCCGCGAAGCAAAGGUACGACGCGAGAAGCGCCAGUGUUGGGAGACAAAUCCCGCAGAACUACCAGGAGACCGAGAGCGAGCGUCUGCAGCGGGAGGCUAGGGAGGCCCAAGAGCAGGAAGAACAGGAACGGAGGGCUCGCCAGCAGCAGGAGGAGGAAGAACAGAGGAUCCUGAGAGAGACCGAGGAGAAGUUGGCGGAACAGAAGCGGAAGGACCUGGAACGACUCGAGGCAACAUUGGACGCUGCCGUGCAAGCACCUGCAGCACAGAAAGUCUCGACCCCCGUCAUAGAAAGGCUUAACUUCUUCUCGAGAAAGCGCGCCAAAACGAAGACCAGUCCGCCAGCGGCUUCUUCUGUUGGAACACCCUCGUUGUCAACAACACGUUCGCGUGCAAGCAAUGAUACUCCACCAAAGAGCAAUGAACUUCCUCGUCAAGGGAGUGAGCAGGGAGAGUCAACCUAUCUGCCCGGCACAGAUGCACCAAUAUCUGCUGUCAAUUCUGGGGAACGAAGAGUAUUGGUCCGCUACAGACAAUCCUCGAUCAAUCUUCCCGUAACUCCCGAUACUACACCUUUUGAUAUCAUUCUCUCUGCUGCCAAGAUUCUGAGCCAUAGUAUUGCUCCUUCUUCGACCGUUAUGUUCGAAUCGUAUACCCAGCUUGGCCUAGAGCGUCGAGUACGGCGCUAUGAGCGUAUCAGAGAUAUCAUGAACUCGUGGGAUCGUGACACCCAAAACGCUCUCGUUCUUCAAAAGUCCGACGCUCCAAAGUUCGACAUCGAUCUCGAGUCUGUCCCACUGAAAGCACCUGCCGGUGUGACAGUACAUAUGCACCAUUCCCAGAGGCCGAACAGGUGGAACAAAAGAUACAUCACGAUCCUUUCUUCUGGGCAAGUAAUCAUGUCCAAGAAAUCCGAGUCCAAAAUGACAGACAAAGAUGUUGUGAGCUUGUGUCACUUGUCUGAUUUUGACAUAUACUCUCCAACUGCCACGCAGUUAGGCAAGCUUAAGCCUCCAAAGGAAUUUUGCUAUGCCGUGAAAAGCCAGCAGAAGACCACUAUGUUCAUGAAUACAGAGAAUUUCGUUCACUUCUUUAGCACCGACGACGAGUCCACGGCACAGAGAUUGUACGAUACAGUUCAACGCUGGCGAAGCUGGUAUCUGGUGCACAAGAUGGGCGACGGGAAAAAGAAGGGAAAGAAAAGUGAGGACCUGACCGACACCCAAACGGGUACGAAAACGGGGCCGGGUCACAAGGGCAGGCGCUCAGUCGACGAUAACGAGUACGUCAUCGGUUCUUCCAAACCUAUGAGGAAUAGAAACCGUUUUGGUAGCGAAGGCGACGAAUACGAUUCGGAAGAAGAGAAUCGCCCACGUCAAAUCCCCUUCCAUCUCCGAAAUAGCAUCUUAAUCUCUCCUUCAGCCGCAAAGCUAGACGAAAAACGGCAUCCACCUCCAGUUUCUUAUCGGUUACCUCCUGAAGCAGAAGAGGAAUUCGCCGCUACGAGCCUUCUUGGAAGAUCCUACUCCCAACGCCUCAAAGCACAAAAAGAACGUGAAGCUCAAGCACAACCCUCUGGGCCGUUCGUUGAUGGCCCAUCUCUUCUCAAUGGUGGUAUUCCCCAACGCUCGCAAUCUACGCGCAAAGCACGACCAGAACCCGUGGAACCAGGCACCGGCGGAUUAGGCGGGCAUAAACCUCUGCUUGAUUUCACGCCCCAAUUCAAAGAAGCGCCACAAUGGGAUAAAUCAGGGAAGGGCCGUGGUGUAGUCCCGCCUUCCGGAGUACCGCUUGUGGAGGCUGCGACGACCCCGGACUUCGGAUUGGAUCUUCCGCAGACGACGUUAUUUAGAAGGGAUGCUAGCGUGAGAAGGCCGGGUACUUCAGCUGGAGGUGGUGCAUUUAUAAAGGGUGGACUGAUAUCUGGGAAAUCCUAGUGGGGUCUUUGUCAGAGAAAAAGUUGAUGCUUUAAGGGGAUGGGAGAUGGGAGAUGGUUAGGUACCGUCAUGAUGUUAUGUUUUCAUGUGAUACCCUCAAGUUUGUUUACCUUUUGAUAGAAUUAUAUAUAAACUUCACGCAC